AUGGAAAUAACAAAAAACUUGGCAAGACCACUUGGUGAAGGAGGGUUUGGCGUUGUUUAUCAUGGUGAUAUAAAUGGUUCACAACAAGUAGCUGUCAAACUACUUUCCGAGUCAUCAACACAAGGCUAUAAAGAGUUCAAGGCAGAGGUCGAACUUUUGAUGAGGGUUCACCACGUAAACUUGGUAAGCCUUGUCGGAUACUGCGACGAACGAGGUCAUUUGGCUCUCGUAUAUGAAUACAUGUCCAACGGAGACUUAAAACAUCAUUUAUCAGGUAAACACGAUAGCUCUGUUCUGAAGUGGAGUACUCGACUACAAAUAGCCAUGGACGCCGCACUAGGACUAGAAUACUUACAUAUUGGAUGUCGGCCACCAAUGGUGCAUAGAGAUGUCAAAAGUACAAAUAUAUUGUUGGAUGAGAGAUUCUCUGCCAAACUUGCGGAUUUUGGACUUUCAAGGUCGGUCCAACUUGGAGGUGAAUAUCAUGUUCCGACAGUCGUUGCUGGAACUCCUGGAUAUCUUGAUCCUGAGUAA
Messenger RNA from Brassica rapa (field mustard), 534 nucleotides. RefSeq names its product putative receptor-like protein kinase At3g46340. Gene Ontology annotation, biological process: protein phosphorylation. The record is from RefSeq and is a predicted model, not a curated record. Gene Ontology annotation, molecular function: protein kinase activity; ATP binding. Lineage: Eukaryota; Viridiplantae; Streptophyta; Magnoliopsida; Brassicales; Brassicaceae.